AACGGUGCGAACCAGCACGUGUUGGGACGCCCGGAUGAACUGGUGACGGUGGAUCCCAAUGGAGUACGUGCUUGGCAGCAAGGACGGCGUUGUAUAUGGAGAGAGGAAGGCAUUUGGGACGUGGAUAGCGUAACAGGACAACCAGUACUGCUGCGUCCAGACCACUUUGCCGGUAUCAUGUACGGACGGGAUUGCUACGUGCCUUUCGCUGCGCGCUUCGCAGAGCGUAUUCGCAGUAUCUUGCCGCAUAUUUUACUGUUCGUCGAGAUGCCGCCACUGGAGUUUAGCAUUGACGAGUUUCCUGAGAUUGAUGACGCCCUCAUUCCUCGCGCAGUUAAUGCUACGCACUGGUAUGAUGGUGUUACGUUGUUUCUCCGUGCCUGGCGUCCGUAUUUCACUGUGGACCCCAGGACUAAGUGCCCUGCAUUUGGCUACGCUGCUGUGCGCAGGACGCACAUGAAACAGUUAGCGGGUAUCAAAGGAUACGGGAGUGAGCAGAUGAACAACGCUCCAACGCUCAUCGGCGAGACAGGCAUCCCGUUUAAUAUGCACAGUGGUAAAGCGUUCAGAAGUGGUGGCUUCAGUGCACAAGUUGGUGCCCUAGACAACACCAUCUCGUGUCUGGAAGCGAGUCUGGUCUCCUUCACGCUCUGGUGCUACACAUCCGACAACUGCAAUGGCUACGGUGACCAGUGGAAUUUGGAGGAUCUUAGUCUUAUCAGCAUGGACAAACCUAUCCGAUCGGGAGCUCAACUGUCUGUUCCAGAGCGAGAUUCUUGUGGUCGAGCGGUUCACGCCUUUGCUCGUCCGUAUGCUACGCGCAUUGCUGGCACUCCUUCCAAGUCGGAGUUUAAUCUCGAUCGAGUGCGCUACGAACUAGAGUUCUUCUCGGACCCAGCCAAGUCGAAUGAAGUUGCGAUGCACCCUACGGAGAUAUUCGUGCCGCAACUGCAGUAUCCUAGAGGCUACACAGUGGAGAUUUCCGAUGGACACUUCUCCGUUCAGUCACACGAUGGCUGGGAUAUCGUGAGCUACUUGCAUGAUCCAUCGAAAGUCAACCACUGCGUCGGCAAGCUCGCAUCGUUCGGCGGAGGAUAA
Messenger RNA from Phytophthora nicotianae INRA-310, 1098 nucleotides. RefSeq lists its product as hypothetical. The record is from RefSeq and is a predicted model, not a curated record. The transcript has 3 exons. Gene Ontology annotation, molecular function: beta-glucosidase activity. The coding region runs from base 178 to 1098 and encodes 306 amino acids. Lineage: Eukaryota; Oomycota; Peronosporomycetes; Peronosporales; Peronosporaceae.